AUGUCAGAAAUAAAACCUUUACAAGUAAAAUAUGGUAAAGAUGUUGGAAUUUUAAGUUUUACUGACAACACACUCAAUCUAGAGCGACAAGCCAAAGCUGCAAUAAAAAUUCCUGCAAAAAACAUUCUCGACUUAUCUUUGGAUGAAAAGUCUCUCAUUACCAUCAAAGCUGUUACAAAAGAAGGAAAACAAAAACAUCAAUUGAUGUCUUUUAUUUUUGAACCAGAAGAUUCUACAACUGUAAAAUCAUGGUCUGAUUCAAUUAAUGAUGCUAUCUGUUUAGUAAUUGUGAACCCCAACAGUGGUACAAAAAAGAGCCAUGCUGUUUUUGUAAAAGAAGUUAAGCCUGUCUUUGAUGCUGCUAAAUGUACUUAUGAUGUAACCUAUACUCAGCAUAAAAAUCAUGGCAAUGAAAUUGUUCAGGGACUUGAAUUAAAGUCAUAUGAUGCAAUAAUUACUGUAGGUGGUGAUGGAAUUAUACAUGAAGUUGUUAAUGGACUUUUAACACAUAAAGAUUAUAGAAAUAUCCCUAUUGGUGUAAUUCCUUCAGGUAGUGGUAAUGCUUUAAGUAUUAGUUUACAUGGUGAAGUAUUAGGUUUAAAUCCUACAUAUUCUGCUCUUGCUAUUAUUAAAGGCAUAAAAUUAGACAUUGAUAUCUGUUCUAUUACUCAGGGCAAAGAAAGAUGUUUUUCAUUUUUAACACAAAGUUAUGGAAUAAGUGCAGAUUGUGAUUUAGGAACUGAAAAUAUGAGAUGGAUGGGUGAUCUUCGUUUUAUAAUUGGUGCAGUAAAAGCAAUUCUAGAAGGUCGUAGAUAUAAAUGUGAUUUGGCUAUUAAAAUUUCAGAGGAAAAUAAAGAAACAAUAAAAAGAACUUAUCAAAACUCUUAUAAAUCAUCAUUGCCUAUAUCAACACCAACUAAUCCCAAAAUAGUUGACAAAUAUGGAAGUGUAAAUGAUGACAUACCUGAAGAUUGGAAAAUUAUCAAUGAUGAUUUGUUUAUGUUUUAUACUGGUAAAGUUCCAUGGGUAGGCAAGGGAUUUUUAUGUUUUCCUGCAGCUUUACCUAAUGAUGGUUUAUUGGAUUUAACCCUUGUCAAACGAGAUGCUGUUAAUAGGAAAAGAGCACUUGAUAUUCUUUCUAAUGCUCAAACUGGUAGUCAUUUUGAUCAAAAUGAGGUUGAAUAUUAUAAAAUUGAGGCUUUUAGAUUAACACCAAAAAAUAAGAGUGGUUAUAUUAGUAUUGAUGGUGAAUCAUUUAAAUUUGAACCAUUUCAAGUAGAAGUUCAUCCUCAAUUGAUCAGUGUAAUUGGAAUGGAAGGAAAAUACUUUCCAAAAUUUCUUUCUACAGGCGGGCGAAGUUCCGACCAGGUUAGUAGCCUCUUUAACAACAAUGCAAUUUCAAUAAACUUGAAGGCCACGUUAUCUGCUAAUCUGACUAAUAAUAACCAAUUUGUGAAUCCAAACUGUCCAAAAAGCGGGCAAUUACUUGUAAUGAGGGAUAAUGAGGAAAAAGAAGUUACUUCUAUUGUCCAAGAAUCAUACACUUCUCAAGACAUGCCUAAAUCAACAAACGAAAACAACGAGACAAUAACAGAAAUUACUGUUUCUAAUGAAAGUUCAGGAUACUCUUUAGAAGAAAUAAAAAAUGAUAUAGAGAAAAUCAAAUCAUUGAAACAGAAAGCAAUGCAAGACCCAAUACAGUAUGUUGAAGGCAUUAUGGCUGGGGUAUAUGAAAAACUGCCAAAAAUUCGUAAUAUAUUAGAAGUUCCAAAAAUUGAUUGGUCAAAGUAUCAUACAAGUCCAUCAGAAUACAAACCAGAUCCAGAGUUUACUCCAGUGUCUAAUAAGCCAACGUGCGAACCAAUUGAAUCUGUUGAAUUUGUGCAUCAAUGUGCUGAAAAAGUGGGCUUAACAAGAUACAAUAAACGAGAACCUACAACUCUAAAAAAAUCGCAUGCCAAAAGAAGAUCAACAGACAGUAAAGAUCAUGUACAUUAUGGACAUUCUUGUAGUUCAUGUAAUAAGAAUCCAAUAGUAGGGACUCGAUUUGUUUGCAGGGAUUGUAAAGGCUUAGACUUAUGUGAAGAGUGUACUAUUGAAGGAUUAUUUGAAAAUGAACAUCAUAACAAAUCGCAUCAAUUCAUUGUAAUUACUAAGCCUGCAACAUUUCAUUUUGAUAUGUUAGAAAAUGUUGGAGAAUCUAAUUUAUAA
Molecule: messenger RNA, 2211 nt
Organism: Entrophospora candida
Lineage: Eukaryota; Fungi; Glomeromycota; Glomeromycetes; Entrophosporales; Entrophosporaceae
Source: the annotation of a GenBank genome assembly